Molecule: messenger RNA, 240 nt
Organism: Leptosia nina
Lineage: Eukaryota; Metazoa; Arthropoda; Insecta; Lepidoptera; Pieridae
Source: the annotation of a GenBank genome assembly
AUGUCCCGCGCCGAACGUCUAGAGAGAAAACGUAUAGCUGCGAGAGAAAGGUAUCAAAGAAUAAAGAAUGAUCCCGUUCGGUGUAAAGAGCUAAAAGAAAAAGAAAGACAAAGUUAUGCAAGAAAAAAGAAAAUGGGUUUGAUAAAGAUGGCGAAAGAAAUGACCAUCGAAGAAUUGCUUAAAGCAAGAAAACGUUGGAGAGAAAAAACAAGAAAAUUCAGAGCCCGGAGAAAGAUAUGA